Encephalitozoon romaleae SJ-2008 is the source of this 291-nucleotide messenger RNA. RefSeq names its product 40S ribosomal protein S10. Lineage: Eukaryota; Fungi; Microsporidia; Unikaryonidae. Gene Ontology annotation, molecular function: structural constituent of ribosome; RNA binding. The transcript has a single exon. Bases 1 to 291 code for a protein of 96 amino acids. Gene Ontology annotation, cellular component: cytosolic small ribosomal subunit. The record is from RefSeq and is a predicted model, not a curated record.
AUGUUAAUACCAACACCAAACAAGUAUAAGAUAAAAAGGCGUCUGCUUGAGAAGAAGGCGCUCUUGCUUGAGGACACUGUCCUUGGGAACCACAGGGAUCUCGAGAUUCCUAAUCUGCAGCUGAAAGUAUUUAUGAAGACCAUGAUCUCUCACGGAUAUGUCCAAAAGGUUCACAUAUGGAGACAUUCAUAUUUUCUGCUAACUUCACUUGGGGAAUCCAGGCUGAGAGAGGAGUUGGUUUUUACUGAUGAGGGUAUGGCUAACCAAGAAGCAUCAGCAGCGGUAGCCUGA